CACAACCUCCGAAUCUCUCCUACUGUGCUAGCUAUACUCUAGUCGCUUUUGCGCAGAUUUCAUAAAGCGGCAACCUCUCUGAUCGUAAAUAGGGCUUCUAUUGCUCCUCGAGGCGAUUUAGCGAAACAUAAAGAUUGGGUACUUGAGCACGCAGACUGUCCCAUUGUUCCUGGGUGAGUGGGUUAAAUAAUAUUUUUUAAUUUUUAAAAUAUAUAAAUAUAUAUUUUUGCCUCGUUGCAACGGAGUCUAUGAGCUUGCCGUUGCCCAACUUCGUAUCCCAGGCUCAUGGUUUUGGUUCCAUUCAUUUUCCUUCUUUGCUUUCACACUGCCCUAAUUCUUAUAUACCCCGUCAUUCUUUCUAUCCCGUUCUAACUAAACUCCCAAACGUUGACACUUGCACUUUUAGAUCACUCUCGCGACACCACACCGUCCGUUCCACUCACCAUCACCCAUCAUUAUUAUGGCUGCUGUACAUGGUCCUCUAGUACCUACCCAUCCUUCCCCGUUUCGGAAUGCCCAGAGUGUUCCCCAUUCGAGAAUGGGCUAUCAUCCCGCACCCUCGGCACCACCUAAACCUCAGUCCACUCAGCCUACGACGAGACACUCUGACCCUUUUUACGGCCACGAGCAGGUUGCCCGUUUAUGCGCUCGGUUCAUCACCCAUCUCUUUGCUUGUCCAGAGUACCCACCGUCCUCUUCUAAUUCACAAGUAAAGCUUCCCCAUUUCAUCGCGUAUGCACUUCAUCGUACCAAGCUUCACUCCUCCGUAACCUUCGCUGCUCUCGUAUUACUCCAGCGGCUCAAGGCGCGUUUUCCCACUGCUCGGGGUUCUUCCGGUCACCGUCUUUUCGUGUCUGCUUUCAUGCUCGCAUCAAAGGUCAUCUGUGACGACACUUACUCCAACAAAUCCUGGAGUAUUGUAGCGCAGGGCAUGUUUCAAUUGCGAGAAAUUAACCAGAUGGAGCGCGAGAUGUGUCAGUAUCUGGAGUGGGAACUUAAUGUGGAUCCGGUAACGCUGAGGGAGUUUGAGGACAUGGUCAAGAAGGACUUUGUAGGUCAAGGUCCCUAUCCGACUUACAUUCUCCCUUCCUCCUCAAAGACAACCCCUCCUCCUACCACAAAUCCCUUUCCACCUCCUCCAGCUGCUUUGGCGCCCACGCCUUCGUAUGGCCAUCGUUAUCCUUCGCCGCCAAAGCCCGCUUUCCCCCAAUCAAAUCCCUCCUACAUUACCCCGCCCACAACACCAGACACGCCGUCACCGUGUUAUUCAACAUCGACGUCUCCAGCGUCGACGGCGUCGCCCCCAACACCCCCGGGUAUGGAGGACUGUACCGCUCGUAUCGUAUCAGCUUCGUCAUCCCCAGGAAUCCCAAAACACGAGCCUGUUCCGGUACCACCACCAUCGAAGCACAAGAUGUUUGCGUUCGCUUCGCCGGCUGUCUGGUGAAGGGAGCUCAUUGAGUGCAUCGUGGUUUUUGUUGCAUUUUUUACUGCCACUACACUCACUUUUGCUCGUCUUGAUGACGCCGCUAACAUAUACACUUUCAUCGCUGUCGGUCACCAUCGGUCGCUCGCGGUGUUUUAUUUACCAGGACUAUCUAUACCCCGCAGCAUCAUUACUUGGCCCAGGGUUGUUCUGGGACCGUGCUUCACUUACUGCAUUAUCAUCAUAUGUUGUGUCAAUAGCGCAUUACAGUAUUUCAAUUGGCAUAUGUACAACUAUACUAAAGAAUCAAAAAUGCCACAAUCAGUCUGCAAUA
Messenger RNA from Suillus subalutaceus, 1760 nucleotides. RefSeq lists its product as uncharacterized. Gene Ontology annotation, cellular component: nucleus; cyclin-dependent protein kinase holoenzyme complex. Gene Ontology annotation, biological process: regulation of cyclin-dependent protein serine/threonine kinase activity. NCBI's taxonomy places the organism in Eukaryota, Fungi, Basidiomycota, Agaricomycetes, Boletales, Suillaceae. Gene Ontology annotation, molecular function: cyclin-dependent protein serine/threonine kinase regulator activity; protein kinase binding. Bases 461 to 1447 code for a protein of 328 amino acids. The transcript has 2 exons. The record is from RefSeq and is a predicted model, not a curated record.